Pediculus humanus corporis (human body louse) is the source of this 1395-nucleotide messenger RNA. RefSeq lists its product as uncharacterized. The transcript has 2 exons. Bases 1 to 1395 code for a protein of 464 amino acids. The record is from RefSeq and is a predicted model, not a curated record. NCBI's taxonomy places the organism in Eukaryota, Metazoa, Arthropoda, Insecta, Psocodea, Pediculidae.
AUGAUAUACGACCAUGUUGCAGACGAAGAAAUCAUACUCAAAUCGAUAGGAUCUUGUUCGGUAUCACCAGACACGACUUCCAUACUCAUUGAAAACUGCGGAAAAGUCACGGUGACGAAGGGAGCUUUUCAAAACGUCAAAGGACUUCACAAUCUCGAACUCGUAAACAUCGCGGAAGUGAUUAUCGAGGGAAGGAUUUUCACGUCGGAUGGACCCCCGAGAAAGAUACACAUUAAAAAUUCCACGAUACCGGACAUUCCGAGUUUCGCCUUUUCGGGAAACGUCAAUUCCGUCAUUAUCGAAAACUGUUCCGUCGGCGUGACGCGAGCUUUCGCAUUUUCAAGCAUACACGAAGCCGAUCGCGUCAUAUUCGACGGAACCACCGUCGCGAACGUCGAAGCUCAAACAUUUAAAAAAUUCCCGGUGAACACUUUUAUUUUCGUAAACAGUCAUUUCGACGAGAUACCGAGUAGGUUUGUCGCCGACGUCGCCGUCGACAUACUCUUCAAAAUCGAAUCCACGUACAUAGAAACCGUUCGCACGUCGGGAUUUAAAAUCCACAAUCCGAAAAAAUUUCUACUCAUCAAUUCGAUGAUCAAUAAACUUCACGACGAAGCUUUCAAAGUCAUCACGAAGGGUGAAGUUGUGAUGGACAGCAACGUUUUGAACACGAUAGACAACGAAGCGUUCCGUGGUGUGUCCGUGGAUAAAUAUGUGAUUUUACAAAACGGUAAACAAAAAUUUAAAUUUUUAAAUCAAACCGUGACCAACUUGGAGGGUAAAUCCCUCUACGUCAACCGAACCGUUUUCGACGUGAACAUAGGUCGGCUCAUGAUAGACGAACCCUGCACGUGCGACGCUCUCGUUCUCUGGACGGAAAUCGUAACGUUCGGAAGAAAAUCCAUCGAUUUAUCCGUCGACUCCGAAUUGGAGCCCAUAUGGUGUCAUUUGGACGACUCGAGAGACGGAAAUGUUGAGUACGUGUCCGGACGUGAGUUUUACAAGGAUCACUGCACGAAAUUAACUUCGAGCAUAUAUUUUUUCGUCAUAAUAAUAACGACGACGGCCGUCGUUCUCGUUCUCACAAUCGCAAUCAUCGUGUGCUGUUUGAAAAGGAAAAAAAAAUGGAAACCCGUACCGUCGUCGAGUCGCGCGAACGCCGCUCAAAACAAAGAUCACAGGCAAAUGAAAGUGACGGCGAAGAAAAAAGGGAAGAAGAAACGUGGGGGAGAGGGAGGAAAAUCAUCGGAACCUACCAAAGCCAUUAUCGUUCCCGACGGUAGAACGUAUAAGGAAACGGAAUUUCACAUAAUUGUUGAAAAAGCAGAGCCACUGGAUGAAGAAUGCGUUUCUUACACAGUUGUGCGUGACAGAUCUCGUACUCAAAUAAAUUAA